CUCCAUAAGACCAUCUUCCCCCUUCCUGAAGAACUUGUCCGAAAUCCACGGCAUUGCCAUGGAGAGGUGGCCAGCGCCAGCCCGAGGGGAGCUUCUCAUCUCUGAGAAGAUGGAACACGAGCCUCGAGCUAGUGCUGGGUCCCUGGCAAGCGAGUACCACGCCGCCUUGGUCACAGGGGACCUGCGCCGCCUUGAGCCUCUCUUGGACCAGUUCUUCCAGGACGCCAACAUGGUGUUCGAAAUCAAGAAGGAGGAGAUGGAGUGGCAGGUGAAAUCCCUGGCCACGUUUGGCCUCUCAGGCCUCUGGACCCUGGAGUACAAGCGGGAGCUGACCACGCCCUUGUGCAUCGCGGCGGCCGGAGGCCAUGCGGACUGCGUGCGCCACCUGCUCAGCCGCGGCGCGGACCCCGACGCCAGCCCCGGCGGCCGGGGGCCCCUGCACGAGGCCUGCCUGGGAGGCCACACGGCCUGUGCCCAGCUGCUGCUGCAGCACCGCGCCGACCCCGACCUGCUCAGCGCAGAGGGCCUGGCGCCCCUGCACCUCUGCCGCACGGCCGCCUCCCUCGGGUGCGCUCGGGCACUGCUGGAGCACGGCGCGUCGGUGCACCGCCAGGGCGGCGCGGGCCGGGACACGCCGCUGCACGUGGCGGCACAGCGCGGCCUGGACGAGCACGCAAGCCUCUACCUGGGCCGCGGGGCACGCGUGGACGCCAGGAACUGCCGUGGCGAGACCGCCCUGAGCACCGCGUGCGGCGCGGCGAGGCGGCCCGACGAGCACGCGCGCUGCCUGCGCCUGUGCGCGCUGCUGCUGCAGCACGGGGCGGCGGCGGAUGCUCGCGACGAGGACCAGCGCAGCCCGCUGCACAAGGCCUGCGGCCACGCGCCCCCCGGCCUGGCGCGCCUCCUGCUGCAGCACGGCGCCGACCCGGCGGCGCUCGACUACGGCGGCGCCUCGCCGCUGGCCCGCGUGCUGCAGACAGCCGCCUGCUCGCCCCAGGCCACGCCGCAGCACACCGUGCAGGAGCUGCUCAACCACGGCUCCCCCACCGUGUGGCCGGACGCCUUCCUCAAGGUGCUGAAGACCUGUGCGCCGGCCCCUGCGGUCAUCGAGGUCCUUGUCAACUCCUACGCUCAGCUCCGCGUGUCCGAAUCCUGGAAACAGGCGAUUCCGGAAGAAGUACUUCAGAGGCACCGGCCUUUCUACCAGUCUCUCUUUGCCGUGGCGCACGGCCCCCGCCGUCUGCAGCAUCUCUGCCGCUGUGCCAUUCGCAAACGGCUCGGCAAAAAGUGCUUUCGCCUCGUUCCCCUGUUACCUUUGCCGAAGUCCCUGCAAAAUUAUCUCCUUUUGGAGCCAGAGGGUGUUUUGCACUGAAAACCAGAGCAUUUGGACUCAGGGUCUUGGUCUGGUCUUUGCCCCUUCCGCGGCGGAUGGGUGGUAAGGAGAGCGCCCUAGAUGGGGACGGGUGGGCCCCGGGUGGGACCUGCCACGCCCCCUGGGGGAUCUGCAGGCCUCCCCGAGCUGCCCGUUCGCCUGGGGAUUGGUGAUGAGCCCUUUCUGCCUCUCAGGGUUGCUUGUGAGGAUGAAAAUUCUGAAUAUCAUAGUACUUGUAUCAGAAAGUACCUUUCCACAGAAGUUGAACUAAAAGGUGUACACCUUUUUCUAUGGUUCGUCUCCUGUCCGCAUUGAUUGGCAGCCUUCAGACCCUCUGCCUCCUGGGAAAUACCCCACCCUUCCUGGAGCGCUGCCAUCUGGAAAAACUGUCCUCAAAACAUGACAGAUGUGCAGAUUGAGGGAGGACGCUUGCUUCCAUAACAAGAACACCCUCCCAGAAGCCCCCUCACCUCA
Hipposideros armiger (great roundleaf bat) is the source of this 1846-nucleotide messenger RNA. It is a transcript of the gene ASB18, whose product is annotated as ankyrin repeat and SOCS box containing 18. Lineage: Eukaryota; Metazoa; Chordata; Mammalia; Chiroptera; Hipposideridae. Gene Ontology annotation, biological process: intracellular signal transduction; positive regulation of transcription by RNA polymerase II. Bases 59 to 1372 code for a protein of 437 amino acids. Gene Ontology annotation, molecular function: protein binding; transcription cis-regulatory region binding. The record is from RefSeq and is a predicted model, not a curated record. The transcript is spliced from 5 exons. Gene Ontology annotation, cellular component: nucleus.